GUUGCUCCUUUGUGGGGGAGUCCCUGGGCUUUUGCGCGAGGGCUGUCAAUCCCAGGACCUGUCUGCGGGGCCACGCUCCGCGCUCUCUAGUUCAGAGCAGCUGAGCUCGAAGCAGGCCUGAGUGUGUGGGGCGCGGGUGAUGGGGCGUGGGCGCAGCCUGGGGUGCGGGGCUCUUGGAGAGCUUGCCUGACCCCGACUUUAAGGGGGGGCGCAGGGGACUGCGCGUGCCUGAUUGUGCAGCCGGGAGUGCGGGUGCGACUCCCCGGGGCUCCCCUGCAGGCUGUCCCUGAGCCCCAGGAGCGGGACCCGCGCCUCUGGGCCUGGCCUGGAGCCCAGGAGGCUGCAGAGCUGCCCACGCCUCCGGGGAACGCUGCCGAGGGGCGCCAUGGAGACCCCUGCCCCGAAACCCCAGGAGACAGCUUUUCCUAAAGAAAAGGACAUGGCCAAGGCACAGGUGAUGCUGAGGACUUCGCUUUCUGUGCAGGACCCAGUGACAUUCCAGGACGUGACUGUAGAGUUCACCCGCGGAGAGUGGGAGCAUCUGGACACCUAUCAGAGGGCACUGUACCGAGAGGUCAUGCUGGAGAACUACAGGAGCCUGGCCUCCCUGGCAGGGUGCCAGGAUUUCAAGCCUGAUGUGAUCUCCCGGUUGGAGCAAGGUGGAUCGCCAUGGAUGGUGUGGAGGGACAUCCCUAGGGACCCCUCUCCAGACCAAGAGACAAGAUCUAGAAUUGCAAAGUCAAACCUGAAGCAAGUAAUUUCUGAAGAAUUUUCCCAGACUAUGAUAAUCAACAAAGGUAAAAGGAAUGGAGUCUGUUACCCCACCAGAGAAGUCCCAGAAUCUCUUAGCUGUUUAGAGAGCCAUCCGGGGCAGACGGCAUUUACCCAUACGGAAGUCCUGACUCAGGAGAACAUUCACGAAGAUAAUGGAUUUGAGUUUAGACAGCAAUCAAACUUCAUUACUCAAAGCACAAUUCCUUCAGGGGAAACAGUGUGUAAAGAUGACAGUUAUGGCAGGAGCUUUUUGCAUAACCUUGAUCUAAGUAAUCAUCAGAGAACUGACAUAAGUGAAAAGCCAUACAAGUGUGAUCAGUGUGGGAAAUACUUUAGCUGUGGCUUGGAUCUCACUCAACACCAGAGUACUCACAGUGGAGUUAACCCAUACCUUACUAGAGAUCAGAAAUUUGGUGCUAGAGAAAAGCCCUUCAAAUGCAGAAACUGCGGCAAAUCUUUUAGCAGGGGGACACACCUUAUACAACAUGAAAGAUGUCACACGGGGGAGCGACCAUAUGAGUGUAACGUAUGUGGGAAGUCGUUCAGCUGGGACUCAUCCCUUAUUCUACAUCAGAGAACUCACACUGGAGAAAAACGUUAUGAGUGUAGUGAAUGUGGGAAGGCCUUCAGCCAAAGUACGUGCCUCACACAGCAUCUGAGGAUUCAUACAGGCGAGAAACCUUAUGAAUGUCAUCAGUGUGGGAAGGCCUUUAGCCAAAGUUCACACCUAACUCUGCAUCAGAAAACUCAUACUGGAGAGAAACCCUAUGAAUGUAAUCAGUGUGGCAAAGCCUUUAUUCAGAGCAUUCAACUUACUCUGCAUCUGAGAACUCAUUCUGGAGAGAAACCUUAUGAAUGUACUGAAUGCGGUAAAACCUACAGUCAUAGCUCAUCCCUAAUGCAACACAAGAGGAUCCAUACUGGAGAAAAACCCUUUGAAUGUAAAGAAUGUGGAAAAGCCUUUACCCAGAGCAUUCAGCUUACUUUACAUCUGAGAACACAUACUGGAGAGAAACCCUAUGAAUGCACCGAAUGUGGCAAAGCCUAUAGUCAUAGGUCAUCCCUUAUUCAACAUAAGAGGAUCCAUACUGGAGAAAAACCCUUUGAAUGUAAUGCAUGUGGGAAAGCUUUCCGAUGGAACACACACCUUACUCAACACCAGAGAAUUCAUACUGGAGAGAAACCUUACAAAUGCAAAAAAUGUGACAAAUCUUUCAGCAGAAGUACACACCUUAAUCAACAUCAGAGAAUUCAUACUGAAGAGAAACCCUACAAGUGUAACGAGUGUGGGAAAACCUUUGGUCAGAGUGCAUAUCUGACUCAACACCAGAGGAUGCAUACCGGAGAAAAACCCUAUCAGUGCGAGGAAUGUGGAAAGGCCUUCACUGUAAAUGCAUACCUUGCUCAACAUCAAAGGAUUCAUAAGAGAAAGGAACCUUUAUUAGGUGCCAAUCACAAAGAAAUUCUGACUGGAAAGAAAUUCAACAAAUGUAUCUAAUGUGGGAAAUAUUGCAGCAUAAACAUGGGCAUUCCUCAACAUGAGUAAAUUAAUAAAAGAGAGAACUCCUAUAAAUAGAACUGUGGAAAACAGUUCACCUCUAGCAUGCCACGAAUGCUAGAAUACUAAUACGCUCAUCAGGUCCAUCAUAAAACUAAAAAGGUGGAAAAUGUGUUAAAUGUUUUAAUGUAAUACGACCUCUUACUAUAAGUUAAAGGAAAAAUACUGAGGAGAACCGUAUAAAUAACAUCUUUAAAACCACAGUCACACAUGAAAGUUAAACCUUUUUCUCUAUCAUGCUGAAUUUCUAGAACAGGUACAGUAGUAAUGUCUGUUGAAUCUCUAAAGGACAUUAUAUAUAAGGAGGCUCGCCCUUCAAAUCUGAUGUCUCACUGUACAUAUACAGACCUUUAAAUACUGUAGAUCAAGGGACAGCAAACUGUGGCCCAUGGGCCAAAUCCAGCCUGUACCUGUUGUUAUAAAUAAAAUUGUAUUGGAACAC
Molecule: messenger RNA, 2774 nt
Organism: Ailuropoda melanoleuca (giant panda)
Lineage: Eukaryota; Metazoa; Chordata; Mammalia; Carnivora; Ursidae
Product: zinc finger protein 883
Exons: 5
Coding region: 386-2272 (628 amino acids)
Biological process (GO): regulation of transcription by RNA polymerase II
Cellular component (GO): nucleus
Molecular function (GO): RNA polymerase II cis-regulatory region sequence-specific DNA binding; DNA-binding transcription factor activity, RNA polymerase II-specific
Source: RefSeq, a predicted model, not a curated record